Molecule: messenger RNA, 2356 nt
Organism: Manacus vitellinus (golden-collared manakin)
Lineage: Eukaryota; Metazoa; Chordata; Aves; Passeriformes; Pipridae
Gene: PHACTR3
Product: phosphatase and actin regulator 3
Exons: 13
Coding region: 139-1776 (545 amino acids)
Biological process (GO): actin cytoskeleton organization
Molecular function (GO): actin binding
Source: RefSeq, a predicted model, not a curated record
CCUCCUCCCCCCUCCUCGUGAGCAUUCCCGCCCUCCACCCAUGGCUGCAUCGGAAGAAGGGACCGGCGCUUUCUCCCGCGAGGCAGGUCGCAGAGUGACCCCAGCAUCCUCACCGACCCCGGGGAGCGCACAGAUGAGAUGGAGCAAUCCCCGGCAGUGCGCUCGGACUACUUGGUCUCAGGGAUUCGAACUCCACCAGUGAGGAGGAACAGCAAACUGGCAACACUGGGCAGGAUCUUCAAACCAUGGAAGUGGAGGAAAAAGAAAAAUGAGAAGCUAAAGCAGACGUCUGCAGUGCUGGAGAAGAAGAUGACAGCACGGCAAGGCCGGGAUGAGCUCAUUAAGAAAGGCCUUCUGGAGAUGAUGGAACAAGAUACCGAAGGCAAAGCCUGCCCUGGUGAGGAUGCCACGAGAGUGACACAGGGUGACCCUCCAGCCCCUGUGUGCCAGGCACUGGCUCCAGAAGAGGACCAGCAAGAGAGUCCAACAGCAGCCACAACUGAUGUGACCUCCUUUGGUGAGGAGCUGCAUUUGGAGGAGCUGAAAGAAGAUGCAGCCAAGAAACCUUCAGCACCCACGGAAGAAUCAGAAGAUGCCAGCCUGCCAGCAUCUGAAGACAGUCCACAAGCCUUACUUGUACCUGAAUCCACAGAUUCCCCCCAGAAACAGAUGGAAAGAAACCCAGCACAGCUUCCCAGCCCUCCAUUGCUCCCAGCUCCACCACCUAAGGCAAUCUCCAAAAUCACAAAGAGCAUCACAGGAGGUGAAGGUGAUGACCCAGCCAUGAAAUCUCCUCCUUCCACCAUCCUGAAGAAUUAUGUCAUUGUUGGUUCCUCCCAAAUCUCAGGACAAGCUGCCCUCUUCCACCCCUCUGGCCAGAAAAGCUCAGACCCCCUUGGCAGGGGCCAGGUGACGACACCAACGGGUUCCCCCCACCUGGCUGCCGUUCACCUGCCUCUGCCUCCCAGCAGAGUCAUCGAGGAGCUGCACAGGGCUCUGGCCACCAAACACCGCCAGGACAGCUUCCAUGGAAGAGAAAGCAAAGGCUCUCCAAAAAAAAGAGUGGAUGUGCGUCCAUCCAGAACAUCCAGCAUGGAGCGCAACAAGGAGAAGGAGAACUCCCUGAGUUACAGCAGCGACUCAGAAAACAAGAGGAACUCAGUUAAAGAGUCAGAUGAGAACAAAGAAAACAUGAUCAUGAACUCAGAGCUCAAGGAAGACUCUGUUUUUUAUCAGGAUGAGGAAGUUUUGAAUGACUCCAUUAUUUCUGGUACUUUGCCAAGAAAAUGCAAGAAAGAACUGCUGGCAGUAAAACUACGGAACAGACCAAGUAAGCAGGAGCUGGAAGACAGGAAUAUUUUCCCGAGGAGGACGGAUGAGGAAAGACAGGAAAUCCGGCAGCAAAUUGAAAUGAAACUCUCAAAGCGACUCAGCCAAAGACCCGCUGUUGAGGAGCUGGAAAGAAGGAAUAUCCUUAAACAACGAAAUGAUCAGACGGAGCAGGAAGAAAGAAGGGAAAUCAAACAGAGACUGACAAGAAAGCUUAACCAGAGACCUACAGUCGAUGAACUGAGAGACAGAAAAAUCCUGAUUCGAUUCAGUGAUUAUGUGGAAGUGGCAAAGGCACAGGACUACGACAGGAGAGCAGACAAACCAUGGACACGACUCUCAGCAGCAGACAAGGCAGCAAUUCGGAAAGAGCUGAAUGAGUACAAAAGCAAUGAAAUGGAGGUACAUGCAUCCAGCAAACAUUUGACAAGAUUUCACAGGCCAUAGAAAUUUUCUUCUGAGAAGAAUCUGUCUUUACUUUUUGAUAUUGCUGCUGAACACGCAUCAGGGAAUAUCUGAGUCUUUCCCUCAAGUUCAGAGCAGGAUCCCUUGGUGUUUGUGUGAAGGAAGGACUCUGAGCUGAGGUCUCUGCAGCACUUAUGGACAGAGAGCCCAGGGCUGCCCCUGGCUCUGGAGGCAGGAGAGCCACGGCCUGGGAUUGGGAUGAGCUGCUGACAAAGACUGAAGCAAAGCUACUUGGAAGAGCCUCCUACUCUCACACUUGUUUGGAACUGUUUUGCAGCCUGUCUUGGAAGAGGAGAUGUUGUGCAUGUACAGGCUUUACCAUUCCAAGGCCUCUGACAUAAACGGACAUGACACACUGUCAUCCAGUAUUAUGUUGAUGAGACAUUUUGAACUUGCCACAAUUAGUUUGUAAAACACUUCAGUUCAUGUUCUAAAAACUAAUUUAAUGUAUUAUAAUUUCAUUCUUUUUUAUAUAAUGUCUAACAGAAUCACAGCUGCAAGCAUUUUUGAUUCCUGUUACUUUUGUUCUUUAAUUAAAUGACUACUUAUUGCAGGAAAUGAA